Messenger RNA from Striga hermonthica, 2907 nucleotides. NCBI's taxonomy places the organism in Eukaryota, Viridiplantae, Streptophyta, Magnoliopsida, Lamiales, Orobanchaceae. The record is from the annotation of a GenBank genome assembly.
AUGCGUGAGACGGGCGGAGGUUGCUGCAUGGCAAAACGUGGACGGAGAAGAUGCCCGAAAAUGAAAUCUGUUCACGGUGACGCGGGAGAAAGACAACGCAGCGAAUCCGGCUUAUCGAGUGUAGCGGUGAAUGGAUUCCUAGCCAGGAGUCGCCGCCGACGACUUUCUGUGGUCGCCCUCCUCGAAAGGAUAGCCAUAUACCAUCUCCUCCAAUCAUUCUCCACAGUGGUUCCUUUGGACCCUUCUGCCGAGUGGACCCCACCCUUUCUCUCUCCUCGAAGACCACAAACUAUCUCUCUCUCUCUUUCUCAACAAAGACCAGUGUCCCGCCGGGAGAGAAGGAAGUGUAAGAGUAGAAGAAAACAAUUCCUCUGCUUCUACGAAAUUGGCCCUUCUAGAGUUCCUUUUAUGGAGCCUCCAGAUAAGGGAAAAACUGCAUGGGGACUUCCUAGAAGAGUGGAUAUUCAUCAUGCACCAACUGAUGCCAGCUUGUUUUCUACUUCACUGCCUAUCCUUUCACAUGAGAAAUUUAAUUUUAAUGAUAGCGGUCAAAGUCAAAGCAGUCAGUUAUUUGACGAUAACUUUCCAAGUCUUAGCAAACUACAAUUAGCAGAUGAAUUAAAAGACGCUGAAGAUAUCGAACCAAACGCGAUAGGAAGCUCUCUACCGGGUGAUGAAAACGAACUCUUGGCUGGUCUCAUGGACGAUUUUGAUUUCAGUGGCUUGCCAACUCAGCUCGAGGAUUUGGAUGAUGAUUUUUUCGGGAGUGGAGGGGGUCUCGAAAUCGAACCCGAGAGCCGCGAGAAUCUGCUCAAUGAUUUGUCGAGUUUAAGUAUUGGCGACAGUUUUAGUGGUGGCAGCAUUUCUCAUUUUGGCUUUAUGAAUGGUGUGGGGCCAGUAAGCGGCGAACAUCCAUAUGGGGAGCACCCUUCGAGGACACUGUUUGUUCGUAAUAUCAACAGUAACGUGGAGGACUCUGAACUUAGGUCUCUUUUCGAGCAAUACGGAGAUAUCAGGACCCUUUACACUGCAUGUAAGCACAGGGGAUUUGUGAUGAUAUCUUACUAUGACAUCCGUGCUGCUCGAACUGCCAUGCGGGCAUUGCAAAAUAAGCCCUUGAGACGAAGGAAGCUCGAUAUUCAUUUCUCUAUUCCGAAGGACAAUCCAUCCGAAAAGGAUAUUAAUCAAGGAACUUUAGUGGUCUUCAAUUUGGAUGCUUCAGUAUCAAAUGACGAUCUUCGCCAAAUAUUUGGAACUUAUGGAGAAAUUAAGGAGAUAAGGGAAACACCACAUAAACGACACCAUAAGUUUAUCGAGUUUUAUGAUGUUAGAGCUGCAGAGGCAGCUCUCAAGGCUUUAAAUAGAAGCGAUAUAGCUGGGAAGCGCAUAAAGCUUGAACCUAGCCGGCCAGGCGGGGCCCGCCGGAGCUUGAUGCUGCAAUUGAGUCAGGAGCAAGAUCCCGAUGAAGCACGAACUCUACGCCUUCAAGUUGGUUCCCCCAUUGGCAAUUCCCCUCCUGGCAUACUAAUUGAUGGUAGCUGGCAUAAUUUUGGCAGUCCAGUCGAGCAGAACAACUCCUUGCACGCUUACGGUCAGACGCCUAAUUUAGGAGAACUCAGCCCCGUAAGAAGCAAUAAUGUGACAGGUUUGGCCUCUAUUCUUCCUUCUCACAUAUCGAGUCCAGUUAAAAUUGCUCCCAUUGGCAAAGAUCCAACUAGGGCAGGCCACCACACGAUCCACAUGCAAAAUAUGGCAAAUAGAAAUCACGGGCUAUCCCACUUUUCUGUUCCUAAUACCACUUUGAGCUCGAGCCCCGGACCCGUCUCGUCGUUUAGCGAUUCGAAGCCGUCGAGCAUUGGAACACUUUCCGGUCCUCAGUUUCUGUGGGGCAGCCCCAGUCCCUCUGUUCCUUCAGACCAAACUAAUUCGUUUAAGGGACCACCUUUUACAUCUAGGAGGACUAGAUUAAUCGGCUUUCCUUACACUACUAGUCAGCAGCACAGACCGUUUCUUGGUUCUCAUCAUCACGUGGGGUCCGCCCCUCCAUCCGGUGUUCAGAUCGAAAGACAUUUCGGUUUUUUUCCCGAGUCGCCCGAAACAACAUCUUACUUGAACCAGUCCAUGACGAUUGGAGUGUCGAAUUUCGGUCACAGCAAUGGGAAGAAUAAUGGUUCAACUAACUUGGGAGUUGCUUUUGCUGGGAGCUUCGGUGAAAGCGGUUCUCCCGGUUCUCGAAUGAUGUCAAUUUCGAGAAAUGGGCCUUUGUAUUUUGGGAAUGGCUCGUUCGGGAGCAUGGGAGAUGGCUUACUCGAACGUGGUCGAAGUAGAAGGACCGAUGGUGGAGUUCAUCAGAUGGAUAACAGGAAGCAUUAUCAGCUUGAUUUGGAGAAGAUUGCGAAUGGGGAAGAUAUUAGGACUACUUUGAUGAUUAAAAACAUCCCGAACAAGUACACUUCUAAGAUGCUGCUUUUAGCUAUUGAUGAAACACACAAGGGAACUUAUGAUUUUCUCUAUUUACCCAUAGACUUUAAGAAUAAAUGCAAUGUUGGGUAUGCCUUCAUCAACAUGGUGUCACCUGCUCACAUCAUCACAUUUUAUGAGGCAUUUAAUGGGAAGAAGUGGGAAAAGUUUAAUAGUGAGAAAGUUGCUUCUUUGGCAUAUGCAAGAAUCCAGGGAAAGACUGCUCUUGUGUCCCACUUUCAGAAUUCGAGUUUAAUGAAUGAGGACAAGCGAUGCCGACCGAUUGUGUUCCAAUCAGAGGGCCAAGGGACUGGUGAUCUGGAGCCUUUCCCGUCUGGAAAUCUGAACAUAUUUAUCCGCCAGCCAGAUGGAUCCUACACAGGAGAUUCUCUCGACAGCCCAACCGGUGAACCAGACGAGAAGCUAUAUGGCAAUUGUUUGUGCUGA